This is a messenger RNA of Maniola jurtina (meadow brown), 2939 nucleotides long. RefSeq names its product dynein light chain Tctex-type 1-like. Gene Ontology annotation, biological process: microtubule-based movement. Gene Ontology annotation, molecular function: dynein intermediate chain binding. Lineage: Eukaryota; Metazoa; Arthropoda; Insecta; Lepidoptera; Nymphalidae. The transcript has 3 exons. The record is from RefSeq and is a predicted model, not a curated record. Gene Ontology annotation, cellular component: cytoplasm; cytoplasmic dynein complex. The coding region runs from base 154 to 501 and encodes 115 amino acids.
UUCUCUUUCAAAAUGAAAUAAGAAUGUACCUAAACAUUAAACAAUAUAGUUGUUAUUACAAUUCUAUAUUACUGAUUUUAUUCACACUAAAACUAAGUAGGUAGAUAGAUACAUACAUAGUUAUAAAUUAAUUUAUUUCACCGUAGUUUAAUAAUGGCGCAGGAAGACGAUGAAGAGGAUCUCACUUUUAACGUAGAAGAAGUGCAGAACAUCGUACGGGACAAUAUAGAGUUUUGUCUUGGAGGGAAUAUUUACAGUCAUUCACGAACGCCUCAAUGGAUCACUGUCAUCACAGAGAAGACGCUGUCGAGGCUCAAUAAACUAAACAAGCCGUUCAAAUACAUCAUGAGGAUGACGGUGACCCAGAAAAAUGGCACGGGUUUGCACACGGCGGCCGCAUACUUUUGGGAUACUGCCACGGACGGAACUUGUACCGUGCGUUGGGAAAACAAGUACAUGUAUUGCAUAGUUAAUAUUUGGGCACUAGCGCUACAGCUUUAAUUUUAAUGUCUAUAUAAUUACGGUUUCCUUAAACAAGUUAUAAAUAAAACAAAAACAUAAAGCACAUUUUAGUAUUUUUAUUUUUGGUAAAAUUUACCACAAUACAAAAUAAUGAUAGAAAUAAAUAAAGUAAUAAAAUGUAUAGACAGGUCAUAGAACUAUGCAUUGUAAAAUUGGUGCUUUUAAAGCAAUAUAAUAUAAUUUAUAAUAACAUUAGGCAAAAUGGCAUGUGUACAUUAAAAAUAAAAGCAUUAUUUUAACACAAAAUAAUAUCAAGAGCAGACAUUUCUUUACUUAAUACAAUUAACGAAAUUAUUCAUCACUAAGUGAUUUGGUCUUUUAAAAAAUAUAUUUGUAGGACUAAUAAAAUGCACAUGCGCUUAAUUUAAGCAUGAUCUCAUUUUUACACAACUCAAAUAUUAAAAUAUAAAUCGAUCGAUGAUUAACAACACUGUCAGGGUCAAGAGAUAAAAACUAGAGGCGUUUUUGUGUCGUGGCGUAGUGAUAAACAUUGCAAUGUGUAUAGACGCGGACGUUCUAAUAACGGACCUUUAGAUACAGAGAUAAGAAAAUCGUGUCUAUCACUCUCGAACCAUUAGUAUUGGGAAAUAGGAACUAUACAUAUACUUGAGAUAGGCCAAUUCUCAACUACAUUACCCGUAUUUUUGACCUAGUGGUCUUUUGCAGGGUCGAAUACUGGUACAAAAUUUUUAAUGUUAAAACUGCCAAAACAUAUCGUUUUAUUAUGUUAAAAAAGUGGUGUAUAGUAACGGUACACCAAUAUGAUAAGUUAUAUUUUGAUCGUUAUUACAACGGUAAAUUGCCCAUAGAUUUAUCAUAUCAAUGGUAAAUGUGCGUUGAGCGAGGAUACAUUGUACAUGGCAUACAACAUAGAUAUAGAUUUAUAAUUACCGGUAUUAAUAUAUACCGGUAUAGUAAAACGACACCUAGAAACCGUUAAUGGAUAUAUGGGUAUCGUUAUUUUGUAAUGUUAACAUAAAGGUACUUUGGUAAUGCUACUAAAAAAUACCGGUAAUUCUGACCCUAGUUUUUUGUUUCAGUUUGAUAUACUUAAAUGAAACUAAUUUCCCGUUUAUCGAAGGACUAAAUUAAAAUAUGGGAUGUUUAGCUCAUGUACAAUCGUUGGUAUGUAAACUACUGUGUCAAUAAUUCAGAAGUUAUAUUUGGGACACAUGUUUGUCGUGGGCUUACAACAAAAAAAAAAAAAAAAUUUUCCAUAGAAACUAUUAGCCAAUUUCUAGUACUUUAAAAGAAAAUGAUGAACUCAUGUUCCAAGAGUGAUAAAAUACAGCUACUUAUACACGGCACAAAAACGCAACUUCAUAAAAUAUACGGAACGUACAAAGAAAAGAAGUAAAAGAGAAAAUAAUAAUAAUUCAGAUUAACAUUAUUUGAAUAAAAAACUUAUAUUAAAAAUAGAUGUUAAUUAUAGGUCAUAUUGAUUAAAAUUACCUGUACUUUGUUAUUUAUUAUCGUUACUCGAUGUACAACUUCUACUAUGUUUACUGAUCAAUUUAUUUGUAACAUGUAUUACAAUUAACUAAUGAAAAUAUACUUGAUUGUAUGGCUAUAUAAAAAUUUUAAUUCCUAAAGACUAGUCCACAAGUUAAUUGUUUCAAAAAUGAGUGCAUAAAAAAAUAACAAGGUGAAAUAAUAUAAAAAAUCCCAACAUCCGGUGAACCUAAGACUUGGCUAACACUACAGUACCACUACUUUUUCUUUAAUGUGGUAAAGCUAGAUUAGACGGAAAUUCGACAGAAUGGAUGAAGCCAUAAUAAUAUAAAAAUUGUUAAGAUUUUUUAAAUUAAACACAAUUUGACGUGUAAACUCUAUAACAAGUAUGUCCAGAAGUCCCAACAAGAUAAGUAAAUAAAUUGCAUAUUAUUGUAAUUGAAUUGUCAAAAAGCAACAUUGCUUACAAUUACUAGAGUUGCCAUUCAUCCAGAUAACUUAUUUAACGUUUUAAGCAUUUAAUUACACUAUAAAAUGGACAUAACUACUGUUGUAAAAUUGUACUCCUUUCGAGGUCAAAUUCAUAAACCACCGAGUCCUUAUUUAGCUUAUUUAGAAAUGGCAACCCUAGUAACAGUUUCCAGUAAAUGAAGUAAUCAGUGCAGUUCCAGCUGUACAGAAUGUAUUUUUAUUACUAAAACUAUCAUUUAAACGGUUUUACUGGUUCACCUAUAGAAUAUGUUAAUACUGCUUAAUAGAUGCAGUUACUGUUCGGUCUUAAACUAGUUUCGCAUUCGGUUCUGCAUCUAAUAUUAUUAUUAUUAACUAGAAUUGUGAAAAUUUCAAAAGUCACUGGUACUUAAAAUUUAUAAAAACUGUGAUGACACUGUGAUGCGUUAAAUUCUAUUUCUCUACACAUAAAAAUAAAAUCACACGAAAACCGUAUUUUAUUAGAAAAUAAAAAU